CUCCCACAGUGCUGGUGGAUGUGAAGGCAUGGGAGCCCAUCAUGCAGCAGGAGGUUUUUGGGCCCAUCCUGCCCAUUUUCACUGUGAAGGAUUUGGAGGAGACCAUCCAAUUCAUCAAUUGCGGAGAACGCCCAUUAGCUGCCUAUGCCUUCUCCUGUGAUUGCAAGAUUGUGAACCGUGUACUGGAUUGUGUUAGCAGUGGUGGCUUUUGUGGCAAUGAUACCGCGACACACGCAACAUUGAUUUCCCUAGCAUUUGGUGGCAUUGGACUCAGUGGAUUUGGCAAGUACCACGGCAAGUUUACUUUCGACACAUUUUCUCACUUUCGUGGCUGUCUUUUGCGCUGCAUGGGCCUGGAGACAAUCAACAAAGUGUGCUACCCCCCAUACAACGAUCAUAAGUUGCAGCUAGCGAUCUCUGCUUCGGAGAUCAAGCGCAGAGGCAUGUGCAGUUUGCUGUGA
Python bivittatus (Burmese python) is the source of this 461-nucleotide messenger RNA. The record is from RefSeq and is a predicted model, not a curated record. Lineage: Eukaryota; Metazoa; Chordata; Lepidosauria; Squamata; Pythonidae.